UCAAAAAUCAACGAUUGAACUUUUGACUUUGAGUUUUUAAGUAUCUUGUAUAAAGCAAGGAGAUGCACAGAUUCUCCAAGAAAGCAUGACUACAUACAAGAUUUGGGUGAUAUCUCUCAUUAUAGUAGGAGCGAUUCUAGGAGGAGUAAUCCCCGUAACAAAGACAGUGAUCGCUUGUCCUCUCUAUUGCUUACAAGUAGAGUACAUGACAUGUCUUUCCUCCGGCGACGAAAAGCUUCCACCGAGAUGCAAUUGUUGCCUUGCUCCCAAGAACUGUACUCUCCAUCUCUCUGAUUCUACUUCUAUCCAUUGUAACAAAUGACCAUUAUAAAUCUAGUAAG
Messenger RNA from Camelina sativa (false flax), 341 nucleotides. RefSeq lists its product as uncharacterized. Gene Ontology annotation, molecular function: serine-type endopeptidase inhibitor activity. NCBI's taxonomy places the organism in Eukaryota, Viridiplantae, Streptophyta, Magnoliopsida, Brassicales, Brassicaceae. The record is from RefSeq and is a predicted model, not a curated record.